UAUAACAAAUAAUUUGAGCAUAAUGGCGGAUGAUGAAAAGAAAGAAGCUGGAGAUAAGAACGAUCCUAGAAGACUUCACAGUUUCCCUCUUAUCAGACAUUCCGACAUGGCAGAGGAAAUGAGAACAGAAGCCAUGGAAUUGUGCGUGACUGCGUGUGAGAAGUUCGCUUCUAGCAACGAGGCAGCCUCGAAGAUGAUAAAGGAAAACAUGGAUAAGAAGUUUGGAAGCAGCUGGCAUGUCGUCGUCGGUGAGGGAUUCGGGUUCGAGCUGACCUACGAGACCAAGAAUUUAUUGUAUAUGUUCUUUGGAGGUAGCCUGGCUAUAGCUGUCUGGAAAUGCUCGUGAGGGCUGAACGGGAACCGAUACUAGUACUGUUAAUAUGAUGACCGGCAAAUUUUAUGUUUUUGUUUAGACCUGCCCCUUGUAAAGUUUUACUGUAUAUAGUCAUAUCCUCGUACCAGACACUUAAUGUAUGUGUAUUGUAAAUUAUGCUUCAUGGAAAUGCUGCAAACUAUUUGCAGCAAUAAUGUUUUUCAGAUUUUACAUUCUAGUUAUGACUACGGUAAAAUGUUGGACUACUUUUUCCACAUGUUAAAUGGUGGUUUUAUCCUACUGACCUUAAAUUCUUCAGCAUAUCCGACCAAUUUUUGACUAUGACUUGACCUAUAAUAUAGAAGAUGUAAUUUUGUAAUUAUUUUUGUUAUCCUAAUGACCUCAAAUUAUUUGGCAUUUUCAAUCAAUUUUUGAUAAUGACUUGACCUAUAAUAAGAUAGCAUUUUUGUAAUCAUUCCGAUACGAAACAAAACAAUUUCAAUACCUAUUGUU
Bolinopsis microptera is the source of this 826-nucleotide messenger RNA. RefSeq names its product dynein axonemal light chain 4-like. NCBI's taxonomy places the organism in Eukaryota, Metazoa, Ctenophora, Tentaculata, Lobata, Bolinopsidae. Gene Ontology annotation, biological process: microtubule-based process. Gene Ontology annotation, cellular component: dynein complex. The transcript is spliced from 4 exons. Bases 23 to 346 code for a protein of 107 amino acids. The record is from RefSeq and is a predicted model, not a curated record.